ACAGCGCCCUCUCACUGUCAGGACCCGAAUCGCCCCUUUCUUUUCGUCUCACCGCUUUUGUCGACCGCACCUGAGGAGAAGCUCGCGCGCAGGUUCGUUUUCAAGGUUUGAAUUAUCAGAGAAAUCACACAAAACGUGAUCGAAAUCAACAGACAUCGCAUUCUGCUUCAUCCACGCACAUUUCUUGGGUUUAGUCCUUCUGCGAGAUCACGGUACUGCAGGGUCUGAGGAGUGGCUGUGGACUGACGGGGCCACGCAAUGUUCAAGAUAUCUAUUCUGAAGGUUGAGAACCCCUCCUGCCUCUGGGGUCGGGUUUUUCGGAGUCUGGGCACUAACACAGAGACGACAGAGGAGUACGACAGUAUGUUGUCGCAGAUGAACCUCUUCUACCACGACGUUACUAAGGACCUGUUCAAACUGAAGCCCACGUCAAUAGAGGAGGGGCAGGUGUGUGUGGUGUACUGGUCAGUGAGGAGGUUGUGGUGUCGGGCUGUGGUGGAAUCAAUUAUUACGGACUCUGUAUCGUGUAAAGCUCGCUGCCUGCUGGUCGACCACGGUGAACGUCUCGUCGUUGCUUCAGACCAGAUUCGAGUCGCUGCACAGAACUUCCUCCAGCUGCCUUUUUGGGUGAGGAGGUUCCACCUGGCAGGAAUCAAACCAACAACCCUGCGAGUGUGUGUUUACCAGGAGAAUGCAGAGCUUAUCCCGACCACUCAUUGGGACAGCUCAGCUACGCUCUACCUACACAACCUGCUACAUGCUUCAACUUGGACAGAGGCUGUGAUGCUUGAAUCUGACUCAGACUCCACCUCCAUCGAGCUCUACCUAACUGUUGGAAACAUCAAGAUCUGUGUGAACGAUGACCUUGUGGCCAAGAAGUUUGCCUAUUAUACCAGAGAGUCUGCAGAAACCAGUGGGUUGGACGAGGUGGAUCGAUUUCCCAUCAUGUUGUCCUCCAGCAUCUUGACCCAGACAGCCUCCAUAACGUCACGCAAGCCGACAAAAAAAAUAAAACCACCUGCUGUGACAUCAGAAUGUCUGGCUGCAGGCAGAGCAUGUGAUUGGCUGACAGCACCCUCUCCACCACAGAGCCAACAGCAUGAGCUGAGCACCUCUGAUGGAGACUGCAGGCCAAACAUCACAGAAGAGCAACUGUCUCCAGGCAGCCAAUCAGGGAGCAGCUCUCAGCCUGCUGCUGUGGAGAGUGACUCACCAGACGACACCGACUCCUCUCUGGCUGCAGCUCUGACUAGAAACCUCAGUUUGUUCAAGUUCAUGAAGUUUCUGAAUCCUGGCAGCAGCCAUCAGCAGGAGGCUCACAGUGUUGGUGAGCUUGAAGAGCUGAACAACUGUCAACCUAAAGAGCUGACUACAGCCUCCACCACCUGCACAGGACAGGAAGAAUUAACCCCUUUACGCAACAGUGAGCCUGUAACACCAGACGAGGAUGUGGUCCAUAUGAGCUGCAAAAGUAUUUCAGUAGAGUCAGGACCAGCAGAGACAGAGAAGACGAGGAGGAGUGAAGCUGCCAGGGCUUGUUCACGGCUUUUGGAGUGGUUGAACCCUGAACCUCUGAACCCUGAUCCAGACGCUGGAGAUGACACUGUUGUUCCCAGUGAGCCCAGGACAAGUGGGAUUCUGGUGCACUCUGCGCUCCCAGUUCAGCCCUGCACCAAUUUGGAUGAUGCCCCCAUCACUGAUGCUCUCCGCUGGGUGCUUCGGCAGAAGCAGUACAGCACUCUGUCUCCAGCUGACUGUUACAGCUGGCCAGCUGUGUCUCGAGGAUGCAACACCGUCAUUGUGUCCCCUAAUGCUGACCAGCCGCUCAGCUACCUAGCCCCACUCCUCACCCAUAUCCUGCUCAACUCCAUCUUCAGUUCCUUAACCUCCAGCAUGGGGCCCAUAGCAGUGCUGCUGUGUCCAGGCUGGGAGAAAGUUCAGCAGGUGUAUGACCUGCUGGAGAAUUUCAAGAUCACUCAUGUGCUCCACCCUGUCGUCAUGCUGAUGGGUGUUGGGAAGGAUGAGGCCAAGACUAUCAGGAUCCCGAAGAACUGUCUGCUGUUAGUGACCACCCCCUUCAGUUUCGUCCGUCUGCUGUCUUGUCACUGCUUCAUGUUCUUGCGUCUUUAUCACCUGCUGUUGGACGAGGCCGACCAGCUCUUCACUCUUGCUCCAGAUGAGAUGGAGAUCAUUUUGCAGCAUUUCCAGAAGGUGACUUCCAGCGAGGAGAAGAACUCAAGUCCUCAGCAGCUUAUUGCCGUGGCGAAGAGAUGGACCAGUCACAUGGAGGGAUUGUUAACCAAUCACAUGCCCUACCCCUGCAUCGUUAUGACCGCCCCUGAGGAAGCUGCUCUCUAUGGUAACGUUCAGCAGGUCAUUCUCAUGACUCUAGAGAGCAGUAAGAUCUCAGAACUGUUGGGGACGUUGGAUUUCAGCCCAGAUGUUGGCCAGAAGACUCUGAUCAUAGCCAACUGUGCUCAGGAAGUUGAAGAUGUGUUCAAGGCCGUAAGCAGCAAAUCUGCUUUCUGCCUCAAGGCUCACGAGAGAGUAACACACCAGUUUGACUUUGUCAUCCAGCAGUGGAGGAAAAACAUCGGACCUGGAACUCAUGUUAUUCUGGUGACCACCAACGAGUGUCUGAAGUGUUUUGGAAUCAGAGAUGCAUCUUGCGUCAUCCACUACGGUUUCCCCACUUCUCCCAAGCUGUUUGGCAGUCGACUCUUCAGCAUGUCUGACAACUUCAGAAACCUCUCAGAACGGGUUUCUACCCAGGAUCAAACAGGGAGCUGCCCUCAUGUCACCAGGUCAGUGCUGCUGAUCUCAGAGAGGAACGCUCGUCAUGUUGUGGGGGUUCUGCGUUACCUGGGACGGACCAACGCCUUGCUGCCCCCUGAGCUACUGUCUUUCAGCCAGGGCAUCUAUAUGGUCAGGGAGGACCUGAAGACCAACAGGCCUCUCUGCAGCUACCUGAAGAGCCUUGGAGUCACCAGAGCCAUCAGUCAGAAGAUCCGAGGUCUGCAGCAUCGCGCCAGAGCAGUUCUCAGUCUGGGAAACACUGUCUUUGUUGAUCCCAUGGUCCGGGUGAGCCAGGUGCCAGGUAUGAAAACUGUCAUCAACGAAUAUAAUGUCCAGUCUGAGAUUCUGAAUACUGGAAUGGGAAUAAGCAACCCAGAUCAUCUUAAACUGCUGAGGGCACUGUGCCAGGAGGGUGAAGACAGCAGCAGCAAAGAGGCAGGCCACACAAAUGGGGUGGAGGACAACUCAGUGUCUCUGGAGGUCAGGAUCAAAGCUGAGGAAGAAGUUCUGGCUGAAGUCUUCAGAGCAGCCGAGGCCAGGAAGCUCUCUGACCCUCCUCAACUCGAGCCAUUAAGCCCAGUGUCUCCGAUGAGCCACAGCCCAGUCCCAGCACCACCAGCUUCUCAACUCCACCUCUCAGAUAUUCAGGCUGCAGAUGAGCAGAGAUACAAUCACACUCCUGAUCUAAAGUCAGCUAAACAGAUGAUGAGUUUCCACCCUCAGAUCCUUUGGUACCAGACGUCCGACUCCAUGAUUGUAACAGUGAAGCUGAUGAACCCAGAGAGUCAGCACUGUGACUUCUACCCUGACAGGGUCAUCUACAGUGGCAGAGUGAACAGUAAGUCCUACAGAGCUGACCUGGAGCUUCAGGGCAACAUCGCUGUGGACCGCUGCUGCUGGGAAAUGAAGUACAAUGAGCCAGUCCUCAAACUGGUCAAACAACAGCAGGGGCACUGGGAGAAACUACUCAGGAACAAGAAUAUUUUUGUGAGUUAUGAUAUGCAGCAUUUUGAAGACAAUGAAGACAAAGCACCAAACGGUCCGUGGUUUGUGGGGAACACAGGAGAGGAUAACUGGUAUGUGAACUCAGAGAGUAGCAGUGAGAGUGACUGAAGAUAAACGUGUCUUUCUACAACACUCCGGUUUUCUAUUAUAAUCUAAGGAUCACAGGAAUAGUUGUUUCAUACGUUGUGUUGUGACCAUUGACCUCCUUAAUCAUGAGGUCUGUACUGUCAGGGAUCUGUGGAUAGAAACCUCUGCAGUGAAUUAAGUAAACGUUUCAGAACAUUGAGAUUCAAACAUUUAGCUACUGCUAAAAGUCUGAUUUAUAAAUAUGUCUCAAGUAUAAAGUGACAUGCAAUGUGACUUUCACAGUUAAAUGUUAUGAAAGUGUUCAUCCAUAACUUUUGUCAGAAUCUGUUCACCUCCAUGUGAGUAAAAAAAGAAAAAUACCAAAGGGUUGAGUUUUUUUCCAUUUAGAAGAUAGGGUCUGUCCCUAUUUAUUUUUGCUGUUGCCAUUUUUCAUUUCUAGUUAAUAGCUCUGUCAUGGUAAAUCUCACAAUGUACAACUUUAAAAAUGACCAAAGCCGCCUUUGGCACUUGAAUAUAAGAGAGUAUAGAUUAUAGACUGAUUUGGCAGCUUAAGAAGCUCCAACAUCCAGCAACGUUGAGUUCAGAGUUGCUGCUCCUUAAUGUUGAGCCAGUUAGCGUGGCUUGUGCAUGUUACCUGCGAGAGGCGCAUCAGAGAUACCUUACUUAACCUCCAGGCUAAAAUUUGAUCAAAUGAAAACAAAUAAAACAGUCCAGCUAUAAAUCCCUCCUUCGUGAAGCAUGUGCUCUUCUUUGUAGAUUAUUCAACAUAAUGGUUAUUUUGUAGGCUGCAGAUUGUGGUCCUGUUUAAUUGCAUUUCAUUAUAUGGAUACAUGCCUCUAUUAAUUUGUCCACCCCAUCCAUGUGGGUCACACUUGCAAUCACAAACAAUAAGUCUUGUUUCUAAACUAAACAAAUCCAGCACUUUCUCCAAUAGGUUUAUUUAUUUCUGUGUUGUGAGCUGUAAUUGUACCACUUCCAGCUUUGAGUAGCUCCUCCAGUUUGUGCUUGUUUUGGGGCAGUAGAGAACAUCCAGAUCAUCAAAGUACGAUUAUAAGUAGGUUCCAGGCGAUGUGAAUUUAAAGGUCCAGUGUGUAAGAUUUUGGUGAAAGGGAUCUAUUGGCAGAAAUUUAAU
Paralichthys olivaceus (Japanese flounder) is the source of this 5020-nucleotide messenger RNA. The record is from RefSeq and is a predicted model, not a curated record. Lineage: Eukaryota; Metazoa; Chordata; Actinopteri; Pleuronectiformes; Paralichthyidae.